Molecule: messenger RNA, 429 nt
Organism: Didymodactylos carnosus
Lineage: Eukaryota; Metazoa; Rotifera; Eurotatoria; Philodinida; Philodinidae
Source: the annotation of a GenBank genome assembly
AUGUACAUUCUGUUAUGCGGCUAUCCACCAUUUUAUUCAAAACACAGUUUACCCAUAAGUCCCGGUAUGAAAACUAAAAUUCGUGCUGGCGAAUAUCGAUUUCCAGAAGCGGACUGGUGUAUGGUAUCAGAUGAAGCUAAAAAUCUGAUACAAGCCAUGUUAACAGUAGAACCCGAAAAGAGACCAAAUAUUGAGACAAUAUUGAAAAGUUCAUGGUUAUCUGAAUUCACUACACAUUCAAACACACCAUUGAACACAUCACGUAUUCUCAUGGAGGAGUUAGAACAAUGGAAUGAUAUUGAAGCAGCCAUCUGUGAAACGAAUAAAUAUAAUCGAAUGCCCAGUGACGAGAAAAUCAAUAUUUCAACAAGUGAUAAUGGUAUAUUGCAGCGACGACAAGAACGACAGAAUAAUAAUAACAAGAAAUAG